This is a messenger RNA of Sus scrofa (pig), 5272 nucleotides long. NCBI's taxonomy places the organism in Eukaryota, Metazoa, Chordata, Mammalia, Artiodactyla, Suidae. The record is from RefSeq and is a predicted model, not a curated record.
GGGGAGGGGAGGCCUCGGGCGACCGCCCCCUGCCCCACAGCUGAGACCGGACUAUCCAGCCCUAGAUGUGGCGCCGCCACCGUCCGAGACCCGUGCCACCCAUCCUGGAGCCUGAGGGGUCCAGAGUCGCAGACUCCAACAGCCCGAAACUCUGCACCGCAUCCCGAGAGACCCCCGAAGCCCAGGCCCCACCCAGCGUCCAAGCUUGAGGACCCCAGACAUCCAGGUGCCCAGCGCCCCCUCCUGGAGAAGCCAGGAGUCCCCUUCAGCCCCGCGCGACCCUGUAGGCCCAGCUUCCUGCACUCAGUUUCGAAGAACUUAGGAUCCCAGACCGGAGUUUCCCUCUAGAGUUUCCCAGAAAGCUAAGUCCAAGACUCCCCGGGUUGGAGGAACUUGGGAUACGGACUCCUAGUGUCCUACCCAGCCUGUUUAGAGCUGAAGCGCCCACUACUUCAAGGGAAAGGGACCCUGGAAUUUGGGGUUCCCUGCACUCCUGCCUAGAGAUGGUUUAAUUCCUGCUCUUAGAGUUAGGGGAACUCAGGAAUACGGACUCCCCCCCAACCCACGAACCCAUCUAGAAGGCUCAGGAAUUUGGGUUCCCAGCACUACAAUUUGAGAUUCAAGAGUCGAGGCUCCCAGCAUCUUCUGCUUAGAGGACCAAAGAAAUUCGGACCACUACACCCCAUUUUCGGAGAGAUCCCGGAGUUUGUUCUCGGAACCUGAGAGCACGAAGUUCACACCUCGGACUUGCUGAGACGCGGGAGCCCCGGUUCUGCUCCUCCUCGGAGACCGUGCGAGGGUCGAAUAGCAACCGGGCUGCCUUGCUCUGGGGCUGGAGACUCCCCGGGAGAAGCCGCUCAGCCAUGCCUGAGGGAGCCCGUGGACUGGGCUUGUCCAAACCCAGCCCUCGCCUCGGCCGCAGAGGUGAAGAGUGUGACUGUGCAGCCGUGUGUGAGACUCGGACAGCCCCUGCACCCCCCGCCAUGGCCUCACCCCGAGGUUCUGGGAGCUCCACGUCCCUGAGCACGGUGGGCUCCGAGGGAGACCCGGCCCCAGGGCCUGCCCCAGCCUGCCCCGCCUCCAGGCCAGAGCCCCUUCCAGGGCCCCCCAUCCGCCUGCAUCUGUCACCUGUGGGGAACCCCAGUUCGGCAAAACCCUCGCGGCUGGAGCGUGUGGCCCGUGAGAUCGUGGAGACAGAGCGGGCCUAUGUCCGGGACCUCCGCAGCAUCGUGGAGGACUACCUGGGCCCUCUGCUGGAUGGCGGGGUCUUGGGGCUGAGUGCGGAGCAGGUGGGCACGCUGUUUGCCAACAUCGAAGACAUCUAUGAGUUCAGCAGCGAGCUCCUGGAGGACCUGGAGGGCAGCAGCAGUGCCGGGGGCAUUGCCGAAUGCUUCGUGCAGAGGAGCGAGGAUUUUGACAUCUACACGUUGUACUGCAUGAACUACCCAAGCUCCCUGGCCCUACUCCGGGAGCUGUCGCUGUCUCCGCCAGCGGCUGUGUGGCUGCAGGAGCGCCAGGCCCAGCUCCAGCACUCCCUGCCCCUGCAGAGCUUCCUGCUCAAACCCGUUCAGCGCAUCCUCAAGUACCAUCUGCUGCUGCAGGAGCUUGGCAAGCACUGGGCGGAGGGCCCAGAUGCCGGGGGCCGGGAGAUGGUGGAGGAGGCUAUCGUGUCCAUGACAGCGGUCGCCUGGUACAUCAAUGACAUGAAACGCAAGCAGGAGCACGCUGCGCGCCUCCAGGAGGUGCAGCGGCGGCUGGGUGGCUGGACCGGCCCAGAGCUCAGUGCCUUUGGGGAGCUGGUGCUGGAGGGUGCAUUCCGAGGUGGUGGAGGGGGCGGCCCCCGACUUCGAGGGGGUGAACGGCUGCUCUUUCUAUUCUCACGGAUGCUGCUUGUGGCCAAGCGCCGGGGGCCGGAAUACACCUACAAGGGCCACAUCUUUUGUUGCAACCUGAGCGUGAGUGAGAGCCCUCGAGACCCCCUGGGGUUCAAGGUGUCCGAUCUGACCAUCCCCAAGCACCGGCACCUGCUCCAGGCCAAAAACCAAGAAGAAAAGAGGCUGUGGAUUCACUGUCUCCAGCGCCUCUUCUUCGAGAACCACCCUGCCUCCAUCCCUGCCAAGGCAAAGCAAGUUCUUCUUGAAAACAGCUUGCACUGUGCUCCCAAAAGUAAGCCUAUCCCAGAGCCCCUGACACCCCCACUUGGGUCUCCCCGACCUCGAGAUGCUAGAAGUUUCACCCCUGGACGAAGGAACACAGCUCCAUCACCAGGACCCGCUGCUACCCGACGCGGCCGCAGACAGUCUGAGCCUCUGAAGGACCCUUAUGUCAUGUUUCCACAGGAUGCUAAGCCUAGACUCAAGCACGCUGGCAGUGAGGGGGAGCUCUACCCCCACUUAGAGCCUCAGCCACCAGUUCCAGCUUCCGGACCCCCGGAGGAUCUGGAGGACGGAGGACCCGGACCCCCAACGCUGGACCCCUCUGGGACCUCGAUCACUGAAGAAAUCCUGGAGCUGCUGAACCAACGAGGCCUCCGGGAUCCGGGGCCACCCCACCACGACAUCCCCAAGUUUCCCGGAGACUCCCAGGGGCCAAGCGACGGUGACACCCUCGCAUUCCAAGCCCUGCCCAGCCGGGACUCUUCAGAAGAGGAGGAGGAAGAAGAACUGGAUACGGACGAACGGGAGCCUUCCCCACUCCACGUCUUAGAGGGCCUCGAAAGUUCCAGUGCGGCUGAAAUUCCCGACAUUCCCAGCCUUUCCAAAAAUCCUGACGUACCCAACCUCCCUGAAAUUUCUAGCCUUUCUGAAAUUCCCCCAAUUCCCCACCUUCCCAGUCUCUCAGACAUCUCCGGUGUUUUUGAAGUGCCCGGCCUUCCAGCCAUGGCGAGUGUCCCCGACAUCCCUGGCCUUCCCAGCACCCCCGGCCUCCCCUGCGACUCCUGGCUCCAGGGAGCUCUGCAGGAGCCGGGUGAGGCUCCAGCCUCCAGGAGAGAACUGUUCCCUGCAAGCAGUUCUGGAAAACGGGGGGAGCCCUCCGCAGAAAGGAAGGCGGGGCCAGAGGAGGGGGAGGGAGUAUCAUUCCCAGAUUUCCAGCCCCGGGAUGUCCCCUCAGACCAUGGAUUCGCGGAGGAGCUGGAGUUCCGCUCGUGCUCAGAAAUCCGGAGCGCCUGGCAGGCUCUGGAGCAGGGGCAGCUGGCCCGGCCAGGUUUCCCCGAGCCACUGCUGAUCCUGGAAGAUUCGGAUCUGGGUGGAGGCAGCGGGAGCGGGAAGGCGGGAGCCCCGACAUCGGAGAGGUCAGCGUCCCGAGUGCGAGAGUUGGCCCGGCUUUACAGUGAGCGGAUCCAGCAGAUGCAGCGGGCUGAGACCCGGGCAUCGGCCAAUGCCCCCCGCCGCCGGCCGCGGGCUCUGGCCAAGCCCCAGCUGUUGCCCUGCCCGCCGCAUGAGCAGGCCGAGCCAGGGCCCCUUCCUGCCUUUGGACAUGUGCUGGUAUGUGAGCUGGCCUUCCCGCUGACCUGUGCCCAGGAAUCUGUGCCCCUAAGCCCUGCAGCCCAGGUUCAAGCUGCCACACCUUUGACUAAGCAGGGAGGCUGCCUGGAUGGCCGGGAUCUAAAGGAUUCAAGUUUGCCUGAGCAAGACCACCCGGGCACCCGGGUUCCCGCGGCUCCGCCUCUGCCUGAGCAAGGCCGCCUUUGGAACAUCCCGAUUCCAGCCGCCACGCCUUUACCCAAGCAGGAAGUCCCCUCAGACGGCCCGCCUCCGGCUAUUACAGCUUUGUCUGAUCAAGAAGUCCACCUGGAAACUCACGUUCCGGCUGCCACUCCUUUGACUGAAUAUAGAGGCCAAGUGGACAGCCAGGUGCCGACCUCCCCAGCUUUGCCCAAGCAGGAAAGUUGUUCUGAUGUCAUGGUUUUAGCCACCACUCCUAUGCCCAAGGGAGAAGGCCACUUGGACAGCCAGAGCCCAACCAACACCACAUUAACUCAGCAAGGAGGUUCCAGGGACGAUCCGGUCCCAGCCACUGCCUGUGGCCAAGCCGUUGAUCCUCAGGUCCCAGCCGACACCCCACUGCCCCUCAACGACCUCCCAGACACUCAGAUUCUGGGUACCUCCCCUUUGCCUGCACACGGGGGCCACGAAGACUGUCAGAUGCCAGCUGAGGCUGUGUUUUCCGUGCCCCAGGACCUCCCAGGUUUUCAGGUUCCAGCUGCCACACCUUUGCCCCAGCCCCAAGGCCUCACAGACACCGGGGUCCACACCCUCUCACCUUUGCCCCAGCAGGGAGGCCUCUCAGAUGUCCAGGGUCCAGCUGCUGUGCCUCUGCUUCAGGAGCCACGCCUCACAGACCUGCAGGUUCAGAAACUGACACCUUUGUGGGAGCAGAAGAACCUCGCCAACAGCCACGUGUCAGCCGCUGCCCCUUUGCCUGAGCAGGGAAGCCUUCAGGAUGUUCAGGGCCCGUUCCCCAGCCCAGUUCAGACCACCGUGGUUUGCUGCAAACCAGGAGGCCACUCAAUCCCUCGUGUUGCCAGUUCAGAGUCUUCAGACUUGACCCCACCCCACAGUCCCCCACCCCCAACCCGUCAGCUCCUGGGCCCCAGUGCAGCUGCCCUCUCAAGAUACCUGGCAGCCUCGUACAUCAGCCAGAGUCUGGCCCGGCGGCAGGGGCCUGGAGGAGAGGCCCCCCCAGCCUCCCGGGGCCCUUGGUCCUCCUCUGCCCCCACAUCACGGGCCCCUUCACCACCGCCCCAGCCCCAGCCCCCACCGCCCCCAGCCAGGAGGCUCAGCUACGCCACCACGGUCAACAUCCACGUUGGGGGUGGCGGGCGGCUACGGCCAGCCAAGGCCCAGGUCAGGUUGAAUCACCCUGCUCUCUUGGCACCCCCCCAGGAAUCUGUGGGCCUUCGCAGAGCCCAGGGGGCUCCAGAUGCCCCUUUCCACAUGUGACCCAGGAUGUUGGGCUUCUUGAAAAGCAAAGACUUCAGCCACAUACCACAGAGCCUCAGAAUUCACAGAGGUCCAGACACUGAAUGCAGGUCCAAAAAUUGCUACUGUUUCCCAAUGCCUGGGAUCUUUGGUGAUUGGUCCUUAUUACUUACCUGGAUUUACCCAGCAGGGUGGGCAAGGGGAGUGUCAUUAAUAUUUUGUUAAUUAAUAUUAUGAAGUUAUGUAUGUUUUCCCAUGCUGGAGACAGUGGGGGAUCCAGAAGACAACAGUGAAUGGGAAGGUCUGACACGGCACUUAGCAGUCGUUCCGAAAAUUUGGGGAAUCUCAAA